GAUAGAGACCAGAUAUCGUCAUGUGGCAGUAUCGGACAAUCGGCCUUUUGGCCUUAAUACUCGCAACAUGUGUCCAAGCACAAGGAGUAGCUGGUGGAGUAGAUGGAGCAAAUGAAAUAAAAGAUAAAUUCCUACCAUCGCGUUCGAAGCGUUAUAGCGGAGGCUUCGCCUCCAGUAGCGCUAGCAGUUCGGCCAGCGCAAGCUCGUAUGGUGAUGGUAGCGGUUUCUCCAAAUCCAAUUCUCAAGCUAUCGGCAGUGCUUCGGCAGGUGCACAAUCCUCGGCUUUGACAAGUGGAGGAUACGGAGGCGGUGGACAUGGCGGCGGUGGAUACGGUGGUGGUGGACACGGUGGUGGUCUAGGAGGUGGUAUCGGAGGUGGUAGCGGAGGUGGAUACGGCGGAUUCGCGGGUGGUGUUGGCGGACCUAGUGGAAUUGAUGGUGGUCACGGUGGAUUCGGAGGUGGUAGCGGAGGUGGAUACGGCGGAUUCGCGGGUGGUAUUAGCGGACAAGUUGGCGGACCUAGUGGAAUUGAUGGUGGACUCGGAGGUGGCGGUGGACUCGGAGGUGGCCAUGGUGGCGGUGGACUCGGAGGUGGCCAUGGUGGCGGUGGACUCGGAGGUGGCCAUGGUGGCGGUGGAUUCGGAGAUGGACAUGGCGGUAGUCAUGGUGGAUAUGAAAGCGGCGGCGGUGGAUUCGGAGGUGGACAUAGCGGCAGUGGUGGUUACGGAGGUGGCGGCCACGGAGGUGGAGGACAUGGGGGCGGCAGCGGCGGAUAUGGAGGCAGCGGUGGAUUCGGAGGUGGCAGCCACGGAGGUGGACACAAAGGCGGUGGAUAUGGGCUCGGGGGCUAUGGUGGUGAUAGUCACGGUGAUGGAGAUGGAAUUGGCAAAAUUAGUGGAGGUGGUUAUGGUGGAGGUGGGCCUAGUGCCGGCAGUUACAGUGGAAGUAGUGCCAAUGCUGGCAGUUAUGGAGGAAGUAGUUCCGGAGGACAUGGUGGUGGUGGUCACGGAGGCCAUGGUGAUAGCUCUGGUAGUGGUGGUGGUGGUAGUAGUGGUGUUGGUGGUGGGUAUGGCGGAGCUGGUUCUCAUGCAGGAGGUGGUGGCGGUACCGGAGGAUACGGUGGAGGUGGCUAUGGCAAUGAUGGUUUGGGAGGUGGACAUGGAGGAUUUGGCGGUGGUUCUGGCGGAUUAGGCGGUGGACAUGGAGGAUCUUUAGGUGGACAUGGAGGAGGUUUAAGUGGUGGAUACGGUGGAGGUGGACAUGGAGGUGGAUUGGGCGGUGGAUAUGGAGGUGGAUUGGGCGGUGGACAUGGAGGUGGAUGUGCUAGUGGAGGAUGCAGUACUGGUGGUGGCGGAUAUAGUAACGCUAAUGCCCAAGCUAGUGCGAGCGCAAAUGCCGGUGCUGGAAGUGGCGGAUAUGGAGGUCACGGAGGUCUUGGCGGUCACGGACCGGGAGUGGAUCUAUUCUCCCGUAUUGGUGAAGACGGUGGUACCAGCAAGAGCGGUACUGUCGAAGGAGCCAAAGGAGUUUACAGCAGCAGCGCAUCUAACAUAGACAGUACCGGUAAAGGUACUUAUUCCGUUAAAGCUGAGUUUUUAAAAAAUGAUGGUGCUAAUUACCAAAGACAGUUAUUAAUGAGUAGAAAGGAAGCAUUAUCUCAAUUUAUACAACAAAUUCAUGGUCGACCUGUUGUUGUAAAACUGAACAGCGGCGUCGAUUACAGAGGUGUACUAGCUUGUAUAGAUGGCUACAUGAACAUAGCACUUGAACAAACGGAAGAGUAUGUUAAUGGACAAUUAAAGGAUAAAUAUGGAGAUGCUUUUAUACGGGGGAACAAUGUGUUGUACAUCAGUACACAGAAACGUAGAAAUUAAUCAUGAAAUAUAAACAACUAAAAACUAAAUGUUUAUUUAAUAAGCAUUUGAAAAAAUUCAUCUUUACAUAUAUCUCUAAAUAAUUACAUUUUGACUUACUUCUAAGUAUACAGUUAUUCUAUUAUUCGAGAUGAGACAUUUUUUAUACUGUAUAAUAAACGUAUUUAUAUG
Molecule: messenger RNA, 2045 nt
Organism: Trachymyrmex septentrionalis
Lineage: Eukaryota; Metazoa; Arthropoda; Insecta; Hymenoptera; Formicidae
Product: U6 snRNA-associated Sm-like protein LSm6
Exons: 11
Coding region: 21-1874 (617 amino acids)
Biological process (GO): maturation of SSU-rRNA; mRNA splicing, via spliceosome
Cellular component (GO): sno(s)RNA-containing ribonucleoprotein complex; U6 snRNP; U4/U6 x U5 tri-snRNP complex
Molecular function (GO): RNA binding
Source: RefSeq, a predicted model, not a curated record